AUGCCAUAUCUCGAGACAAGCGCGGAAUGGUACGAGCAGUCGUCGCUGCUGCUCAAGGCGCGCCCUACUACCACACACAUAACCUCCAAAUAUACCGUUCUCAAGCCUAACGCGCGCAAGAUUAAAAAGCACACAAGGUACCUCGAGAAACGCGCCGCGCGCCCCGCCGACUCAUCACGGCCCACGUCAGAAGCACCCGCGGCAGACAGCGCGCUGGAACCAAAAGCGACGUUUGUGCUCAAGACGUAUGAUCCGGCCUCGGGGACAUGCUUGCAGUACCAGACAACCAAGGCUGCGGAGGUUGGCCGGUUGAUCGGUAGCCUGGGACGGUUAGGGAGACACCAGGCUGCGUUACCGGAGGGGAUGGAGGACUUGGGUGCGCCAGCUGAGGCAGCGGGGGUUUCAACGCCGAAGGUGGAGGAGGACGUGAAGAUGGCCGGGGCGCCUGCGGAACCGAAAGUGGGCGGUGGCGGUAAGAAGAAAAAGAAGGGUAAGAAAUGA
This is a messenger RNA of Paraphaeosphaeria sporulosa, 501 nucleotides long. RefSeq lists its product as uncharacterized. The coding region runs from base 1 to 501 and encodes 166 amino acids. The transcript is spliced from 2 exons. Gene Ontology annotation, biological process: SRP-dependent cotranslational protein targeting to membrane. Lineage: Eukaryota; Fungi; Ascomycota; Dothideomycetes; Pleosporales; Didymosphaeriaceae. Gene Ontology annotation, cellular component: signal recognition particle, endoplasmic reticulum targeting. The record is from RefSeq and is a predicted model, not a curated record.